This is a messenger RNA of Moneuplotes crassus, 1251 nucleotides long. Lineage: Eukaryota; Ciliophora; Spirotrichea; Euplotida; Euplotidae. The record is from the annotation of a GenBank genome assembly.
UUUUUAAUAAUGAGUGGUUGGGUAAAAGACAUCAACAAUCUGAAGUUAAAAGACACCUGCAUUACUGAUGACAUGGUCUCUGAGGUUGAAAAAGAAGAUUACUUAUAUUACUAUGUGGAUCCAAAAGUGCAGAGUCCCAAGCUUAUGAAGUACUAUAAUCCUCCAGAUGAAAUCAUUUUGAUACACCACAGUACAAAGAACAUCGAAAGGUUGAUUUAUCCUCCAGAAGGCCCUUAUUUAGAGCAAGAAGAGGAGAAAUACGAUGGGUUCCUCGACUUUUUGGCCAAUAAAGGAGAAGAGCUACCAGAGGCACUGAACAAGAGGAGGACUCUCAGAUUCUUGGUAGCUAACAACUGGAACUACAAGAAAACCCAUAAAAACAUUCUUAAGACAGUCGAAUGGAGAGAAACGGUGCACCCUGUGAUCCUGAAUGACAAUAUGAAAGAACUUUUGGAUAAUGGAUACAUGUACAUUCAUGGAAGAGAUAGGCAUUUUAGGCCACUCUGUUUUUCAAAUACUAAAAUGAUCACUGAAUUAGGAGUUGGAAUCGACGACUGAGUCUCUAUGUGCUGGUUCAUGUGCUUCUAUCUAAUCGAGCAACUUUGUGUCCCUGGCAAGGUUGAGAACUGGCUUUUUAUUUCAGACCUUGGAGGACUCUCUUUGUCCAAACUACCUUCCAAGCAUAUCAAGAAGUUUACUCUGGAAGCGCAAGAUCACUUGAAAUGCAGAAUUAGGAAAUUCUUUUACUUUAACACUACCUUAGGAUUAAGAGUCAUUUAUGCUUUUAUCUCUCCUUUCCUUGAUAAAGCCAUCAAAGAAAAGACAUGCAUGGUCAAGGAGCCUUACUGUGAUGAAUUACUUGAGUUUGCUCAUCCAUCUCAGGUAGAAAAGAGGUUUGGGGGAGAUGCUGAAGAUGUUGAGGUAUUUUGGCCUCCAUUCUGCCCUUCUGACGAAUACGAUCACGACCCUGAUGAUAUUGAAGACCAUGAGCCAUCAAUCGAGAAAGUAGAGAAAAAGAGGAAGUCAAGCAAAAAGAGUAAGAAAUCAAAGGUUCAGAAAGGAGAGGAAGCCCCAGUAGAAUCAGCACCAGCUCCACAGACCUUUGCUACCUCAAUGGAUAAACAAAAGGAGAUCACCAAGGAAAGAAUGUCCAAGAGACCAGUCCCAAAGAAUACGAAAGACAAGGGCUGCACUUGCACGAUAUUUUAAAUUUGGGCUGAUUUCGCAAUAAUUCAACCUAUAAAAAUAAAA